Phalacrocorax carbo (great cormorant) is the source of this 5953-nucleotide messenger RNA. NCBI's taxonomy places the organism in Eukaryota, Metazoa, Chordata, Aves, Suliformes, Phalacrocoracidae. The record is from RefSeq and is a predicted model, not a curated record.
CAGGUGGCUACUGCAAACCUGCAGCUUGAGCCGAGGCUUGGAAUGAUUUCGUGGGAAAAGUCAUAGAGAGCAGACUCCGAUUUUUUUUUUCGAAGUAGAGGAUUUUUAACAACCCUUUUACAUUUGUUCUUUGACCUUUGUCUCCAGACUAUUUAAAUAAAAUAGAUUCUGGGAACGGAAUGUGCAGGGGCACUUUCUCUUCAUUCUCUCCUAAGAAAGGAGUGAAAAUGUGGAGACAUCUUGUUUGUUACCUGCUUGCUUUCACAGCAAGACUGCAGCCCCCAGCCCACAAACAAAGCCUGCCUUUAUGUGCAGCAAGCUAUAGGGUAGACAGCGUCGGGCCUAGGCGGGCUGACAAGCGUUGGAAGAGCGGCGUGGAGAGGGUGAGGUUCUCUACUGCCGCAUCUUGGUGGCUUCAUCGUUUUCCCAGAGCCAACAAAAAUGCUUUAAAGAAGGCCUUGGUGCUCAGGGAGCGGCUACAUGGUCUCAUGAUGAUCAGAGAAAAAGCCUUCUGCCCAAAGCUUGCCCAUAGGUUUAUUAUUUUUUGAACAUUUCUGCUGUACUUCACAAACUCCUGCACGGUGUUUGUUUAGAAAACACACAGCUCGAGCCUCAGUCGGGACACAGGGAAGCUUGUGAACAUCAAAAUGCCCUGUGGUUGAAGGGAAGGUGCACAGCGCUGAGAGCCAGGAGGUGAGGAGUGUCGUGGUCUGUACUCCAAAGCUUUGUUGAUAGAAAUCUGCUUUUGUCAACAUAGCCGGGGGUGUGCCUGCAGACAGUACCUCCUCACUGACAAACCUCCAAGUUUCUGUUUGUAGAAUAGCCUCGCUUGCCCGCGUGAUGUCAGCUUACCGCAGCCCCUGGGCACGGGAAAAGGUCCGUGCCUCAGCCGGCUGCGGCAGUCCUCCAGCACCGACACUAGCCCUCCCGACAGCUGGUUUCAGCUCAAACUGACUGGAAGCCUGCUUUUCUCUUUAAAUUGUCAUUUCUUCAAGCAUGCCGUCGUUUUUGGUGCCUGCAAGGGAUCAAAUGAACGUGGCACUGAACCCCAAGCAUGUUCCCAACCACCUGCAUCCACCUGGAGUGGAGCUGGGGUCCUCAGCCUCCCCAAACCCCAACCAGGGGAAAACUGCGUGGGGGCAUCUUCAGAGAAACCUCUGUAAUUGCAACACACAUGAAAAGAGCCCAAAGUGUGCGGUUCCGGGGGCGUGAGGCAACGGGCAAGAUAUAAAACUGUGCAGGGCCAAAGCUAAUGAUCCCCCCAAGGCUUGUAACUGCGCAGCCUUAAAUAUUCAGCGCUGCAGGGCUUUUGUUGUCUCCUGCCCUUUCUUCUCCUGGGAGCUGUGCAAGAGUCUAGCCCUUAGCUUGUCGUCACUGCAGAUGUUUCAAGACCGCUUACGUCAUGGGAAGCAGCGAUGAUCUGACUGACAAGGAGUAACAAAAGAAUGAUCCCGGUCUCCAGCACCUCCCCAGAUGGCAAACGGCUUGGUACACACGCACCAAGGCGGGUGCCAGUUGCAGAGUGGCAUGGGCAGAGGAGGCAGCCUGAUAAAUAACAGCUUUCAGUGUUUCUUGCCCUGGGCAUGUGCUGACUUUCUCCUGGGCGCACACGCUCCCCCGGCGUGGCUUGGCUUUGGUGCGUGCCUUCUUUGCUCUCGACGUGCUUGUAGCUCGCGGGCUAGAGAGGGGGUGACUGCUGUGUUUUCUAGCUCUUGGCUCCCCUUGCUGUGGCAGGGUGCUAUCGCUCUGAGGUGUGUUCUUCAAAGCUCUCAUUUACCCAGAAAGGACAUCCCUGUAUCUCAGCCAGGAGCUCCAGGAAAUACUCGCAGACUGUCCUUGAGGUUCCCUAUCCCUGAGCUGUUCCUUCACACAUGGCACGACGCUCUCUGCCUCUCUCCGAGCACUUAAAGCUCAGCAAAACGCCAAAGCCUGGCCUCCAAAAGCACUCUGCUCAGCCACAGCUGUAAAGCAGAAGGCAACAAAGAGGUAAAACUAUUUUCUGCCGGCACUCGCUGCACGGGCCUGCCCGGGCCUCCCAGCAAGAGGAGAGUGAGUGCCUUGCUGGCUCACCGUGGCAGCACUGCUAGGCACACCAGCAACAGGAUUUCUUUCCAGGCAGCUUUCCCGUUGCACUGCUUGUGGGAAAAGCCAAUGCAGAAGUGUUGGGAGUUGGCAAUAAUUACACUGAAAGCAAAGAGAAAUAGAUAAAUAAGCAUCCUGGCUCUUUCUCGCUGGCAUCCCUUGGCACGUUGUAAGGGCACAACAUCUAUAAUUGCUGUAGAGUUCCUGGCAGGGAACAGGCAUUCGAGCAGAGAUGCGUUUCUGGAGCUGGUGGAUAGAACUGGUGCUGCAAAGGUGAAAAGACCAAAUGCAGCAUGGGCUUCUGGAUGCAGCAAGAGGCAGGAAGCAACUCUAUGUACAGGAAACGUGGAUUCUGACAACAAACAAAUGCUGCAGGAGCUGCUUGACCACCAAACCUGGCUUAGGUGAUGGAUACACGGGAGUGCAAGUACCUUCAGAAAUCCGCCAUCGAUCUCGCGUACAGCACAGCCCGGGAGUUUGUUUUGGAUGGAAAGCAUAAAGAAGCGGUGCCCGCAGCUUUGCGUGCGCUGCGUCUCAGCGCUGAAGCGUACGGCUCAAAUUCUGUGCAAUUGGUGCCCGUUUAUCUCCUCUUGGCUGAGGCCUCCACUGGUGUUGGCCAUCUUCCAGAGGCGUCCAAGUACCUCUCCCAAGCCGAGUGGAUUGUCCUCAGUACUCCAGGCUGCAGUGUUGCCGUUCAGUAUAAGUUACAGCGUAGUCUGGGACUUUUCUGUGCUGCCAAAGGAAACUUUGAACAGGCUUUAUAUCACCUGGCGAACGAUGUUUACCUUGCUAGUUCUGCGUUUGGACUAAAAUCUAUUGAGACCUCUGGAGGGUAUUUCCACAUGGCUAACGUUUUCUUUCGCCAGAACAAAAUGGACGUAGCAAACUCACUCUAUGCUGAGGUAACCGACAUCUGGCACGCCUUUCUGGUGAAGUCAGUUCAAGCGCAGGAGCAAAUUCUCAAGUCACGGCCGGAAAUGUCUCCGUUGACCGAGGACAAGGAAGGCAGCGAAGACCGUCUGACUGAAGCCUGGCAAGCAGAAGCCGUCCGAGUCCUGAAUGCAGUAUUAGAUAUCAGAGAGCGGGCACCAAAGCAACAACCUGGGGAAACUGCCAGAGUUCUGCAUGCUCUCGCCAUGCUUUAUUACCUGAUCGUGGAUCUAUCAAAGGCGCGUGAGGCGGGGACGAAAGCCUUUGGCCUGAUGAAACAACUGCCCCAACGAGAGUCUCUAGAAGCCGUUGGUCAUUUGUUAGAGUUGAUCAACUCCAAGCCUUCCUACGCAAAAUAAAGAACUCUCUCUGCCAGAGCGGGGUCUGGCUGGGUUAGCUGUUGAAGGAGGCUGCUGAAAACAAAAAGCAUUGCGAGCCGCGGGUGCUUCCUGCUGCCAUCACCUCUGCGGGUGUCUCGCUCUGCCUCGAGGUGUUUGAAAGUUAAACUUCUUGGUAUGAGUUAGCUUUCAUGUGCUGCUCAACCUCAGCAGAGCGUUACAGAGGAACAGCGUGAGGGUGGGAAACAAAAGUACGACCAACACAUGACGAAUAAAUCAUGUUCUAAUGAUUUAUUUAUUUUAGAUUAUCCAAUGAUUUACGAAUGAGCAAACAGCUGCUUACGCCCUCACAUUGCCUGUCCAGAAGAUAAAACCAGCUGAGGUGUAUUUGUCACUCUUUUCCUCAAUUUGCUUUUCAGUUGGAUGCAGGGAGGGGACACAGGGAAGGUCUUUGCUGCACAUCUAACGCAGGUGCUUGGCACCGGCUCCUCAGGACCUGCUGGGCCCUGGCCAGGCCUCGCACAGCGCGCCGCCGUCUCCAAAGCUGCCUUCGCCCUUCCUGCUGCGCUCGUAGCUCUGGGCACGAGGGACUCGCUUGUUCCACCCAUGGAAGAACUUGCAUCCGGGGGGAGCACGAGAGCAGCGUGACAGACUGCAGCAGUCUCGAGGGAAAGGGCUAAAACGCUGCUAGCGCCAGUCAGAGCUUCCAAUCCAAAGGCGACGUGGUUUCCUCGCAGCCAAGAGCUCACCAGCACAGCGGCAGCCCGUUAGCUCCGACACCAGCCUCAAGAGGAGGCAGCCCCCGGUGUCACCAUGAGCAUCGGCGUGCAGACCCGCCCCACGCGCGCUCCCGACCUGCAGCUCCCGCGGGCUUCUGCCCCUCGGCGCGACGGCAAAGGCACCCCGGGAGAGCGGUACCGGGCACAGGCUGCGCGGUUCGGACACCGAAGCAUGUGAUGGCCUCGCACAGCUGGGAAAGAGGUUACGGGAAACUCGCCCUGCUGCUGAGGGCUGAAUUCAGCUGAGCUUUAAGCCUACGAUUAAGUCUCAUUUACUUCAGGAGGAUUUAUGAGUGCAUUUAAUUGCCUUGCUGAAUUGGGAUGGAGUCAAGUACGCUUUUCAAACACACUGUCAAGCUGGGACCUGAGCAAUUAGAAGGGGUUGAUGCUGCCAGUAAAGGGAAAGGCUCCGCUUCAGCCCACGGGCACCACACGGAGGGGAACAGCGCUCGCUGGGGUGCACAAGGGGCCCAAGGGCAGACAGCCUUGGGGGGUAACGGGUGGGAGACCCCCAAAUACUCCUAUGGGAUACACCGGUGGAUGCAUCCGCCCUCCCCGGGUCUCACCACGGCCGGAGCGACCACCCCGCAGGACGGGGGACGCCGGAGGGGGGACAGCGCCUGCUGGCACCGAGGAUUUGGGUCACCGCGGCCGGGGGAUUUGGAGCCGUGGGCUGGACGGCGGCAGUAAUCCCUCAGGACGCUCUGCAGCCAGGCUGAGCCCGCCGACGUGCCAGGCCAGCGGGUCCGUGUUGCCACUCCCGGCUGUUUAACGCCAUGAAAGAUGGCAUGAAAAUUAACUUUGCGCGGAGCCGAGCACCUCUGGGAGCGGCAACGGGCGAGGGCUGGGAAUGGAAACGGUGAUGAGAAUAGCCCUGGGCAGCUAAAGAGCAUCUUUGGGAGCUCUGAAAGGUUUUAAGAGUUAUUUCCUACAACAUGUUGCAACAGCCAUUUCCAGUGUGUGCACUUCAGGGCAAGGAGGCGUUUCAAUAAAUAGAAAAAAAGCCUGAAGUGACCAAAAUCAGCAGGAUUUGUGCCCAAAAGUGUUCAGACUUGCAGCUCUUGGCACUUUGUCUGUUCAAGGGGAAAUAAAAAUAACCCGCCAAGUGGCGGCGGCCUCCCUCCCUGCCCUGCGCAGGUGGUCGCAGCCAGAGGCAAGACCUCUGUCCCACAGCAAAUGCUCUUCACAACCCCGCGGGCAGAGCCGGGGGGGGCAAGUUUUAGGGUCCAGCGAGGGGACGGAGCGGGUCGAGGCUCCCGCCUGGUACCCCCGGGACACCAGCUCCGGGGCUGCGCAGAGCAAUUAAGGCCCAGUUCUCUGCCCAGGAAGGGCGUUUUGCAACUGGGAGGGUUGUUCCCAUGGAGCAAAAGCUUUGCAGGGCCACGCACCCGCCCCCGAGGCGGGGGGAGCCCCUGAUCCCUGCGAGCCUCGAGGCGGGGAGACCCACCGCCGAGCGAGGACCCCUCCGGGCCCCCAACCCUUGCUGCGAGGGAAGGGCAACGCCCAGCGAAGCCGAAAUGAAGGCGCGGGACGCGGCGGGCCGGCGGCUGCAUACAUUUGCGUUUAUUGCUAGCACACCACACACCGUCCUCUUGGCACUUAUGUAUUUUUGUGUUUUGUUUUGUUUUUUUUUAAAUAUAAAACCACCACACACGUGCAGGCUGCGGGGAUGCGGCGCCGAGAGGCGCCGGGUCGAGCACAGGGCGGUUUUGUAUAGGGAUGCAUUUCGUCCUCCCACCGCCACCUUUAUUGUCUUUUCACGCGUGGUCGAGCGUGAUCGCUCACAAAAUGGACAAAUAAAUUAAAAACCAAAAAAAAAAAAAA